Cyclopterus lumpus (lumpfish) is the source of this 2294-nucleotide messenger RNA. RefSeq names its product F-box protein 34 (gene fbxo34). Gene Ontology annotation, molecular function: protein binding. NCBI's taxonomy places the organism in Eukaryota, Metazoa, Chordata, Actinopteri, Perciformes, Cyclopteridae. The record is from RefSeq and is a predicted model, not a curated record. The transcript has 3 exons. Bases 373 to 1878 code for a protein of 501 amino acids.
UCAUGACGCAGCGGUUCCAGCUACGUCAUGACGCAGCGGUUCCAGCUGCACGUCUCUGAGCUCGUCGUUACUUCGCUCAGAGGAUCAAACUCCAGGAACUCCGUUAAAACCGGGAUUCAGCGUGAAAACACCGGAGACACCGACACACCGAGACCGGGACGAACCCGGACUCACGAGAGGGUUCCUCCUUCAGAGUGUGUGUGUCCUGAGGGGGAGGAGCCAGAGGACAGCUGGUGUUUGGUUUCCUGUCUGGGAGGAAACAGUGAAUGCCUGAGAGAUGUAAAGCUGAAGGAUUGGAGGACCUGUCACUUAAACCAGGACCACGCCCCCCUACCACCACCAGCCAAUUAGCACGCAGCCUGGAGGACCAUCAUGCACCUGAAGUCGUCCAGGUGCAGCAGCCUGUUUGUGAGGACCUGCAGUGGUAACCAUGGCAACAUCAGCCGCCUCCCCCUCGGUGUCCUCUAUACCAACACGCUGCGGCUGAAGGCCCCGCCUCCUCUCCAACUGUACCAGACCGCCGGAGAGGAUGCCGACGCCCCACUGGACAUCUGGACCGUCAUCAAGCCCGGACACGUCCGGGAGAAGAUCGCCAUCUUUGCUUCAGACGGCGGCGGUAGCAGCGACAGGACGCCGUCGGGGUCGUCCCGGGCUGGGAAGGCCAAGGGGAGCCGGGAGGAAAACUGCCGCUCCAAACGGCGCCGCAGAUCGGGAAGCAACCGGAACCUCCAGCAGGACGCGAAUACACGGGUACGGGACACACGGCAACCAUCUCCACGGCGAUCGGGCGGCGGGCUGCGCGACGGCGAGGCCGUGAAGACGACGGCGGAGGAGCAGAAGGUGUCGGUGGUCGAGAUGGUGGCAUUCCUGGAGCAGAGAAAAAGCGAGCGGCAGCCGGACUCCAAACCUCCGAUCGCCCUCCAGAGGAGCUCUGCCUCCAUCACGCUGUCCAGAGCUCCGCCCCUCGAGGUCAAGUGGGAGGAGCCAGAGAGUGUCAGGGUGUCAGACAUGGUGGCCAAGCUGGAGUCCGAGUGUCUGAAGAGAAGUACGGAGGGAGAUCUGUCGAGGAGCAGCAGCCUGAGGAGGACGGUGGGGCGCGUCCUGCUCGCCGCCGGGGACCAGAGCCCCGCCCCCUGCCGGCCUUCAUCACCAUCAUCAUCGUUAUCACAGAGUGUGGGCAGGGAGCCAAUCAGCUACUCAGAACCCGCUCUGACCACACCCCCCUCAGGUGAGGCCCAGGGGGCUCCGCCUCCUGAGGAGCCCCUGCCAGGCUUGUUGUUUUUGUCUGCCUCACAGCCCCGCCCCUCUACCGCCCGUCGUGAUUCCGGCAGCCAAUCGGAGAGGAGGGCGGCUGACGGAGCUUCGGAGGAGGAGGAAGAGGUUGCGGGCGUGACUCUGUGCCGCAGUGCGUCGGUGUCGCAGGACUUCCUGUCGCUGCGUCGGCGCCUGCAGCGGCUGCUAGAGCCGCGGCCGCUGCUCGCCGCGCUGCCGCCCCACCUGCUGCUGAGGGUCCUGCUGCUGCUGCCCACGCGCAGCCUCGCUGCGCUCAAGUGCAGCUGCCGCUACUUCCUGUUCGUAAUCGACCACUACGGCGUGCGGCCCGCCGACUCGCUCUGGGUGUCCGACCCCCGCUACCGUGACGACCCCUGUAAGCAGUGCAAGCGGCGGGGCGGCGGCGGCGGCGACGUGACCCCGUGCCGUUGGCAUCACAAGCCGUACUGCCAGGCGAUGCCUGGCGGCCCCGGCUUCUGGAUGUGUUGCCGUGGCGCCCGCAGGGACGCGCCCGGCUGCAACGUGGGGCUCCACGACAACCGCUGGGUGCCGGCGUUCCACAGCAUCAACGCGCCGAUUUACAGGCGGGGUCGCCAUGACGACUGAGAAGGGAGGAUCACUGACAUUAACUAUAGCUCCCAUCAUGCAACAGCAGGUCAGAGUUCUGUUGAGGAAUGUCAUAUUUAAAGAAGUUGAACUUUGACCUGCUGCUCCUUCAUCUCCUCAGCUCCGUCACGUGACCUGAGGAGGGGGAGGGGUCCCUGUCAGGACCUCCUCCUCCUCCUCAGAUCCUUCCUCUUCAUCACGUGAAGAAUCAGCUGUGAGGAGGCGGAGCUUUAUCUGCACUUUGUUUGUGUUUACACUUGUACAUAAAGAGUUUAGGAAACAUGGACUUCAAUCAGCUGAUCGAUAAUCCUCACUUCUUAUUGGUCGAGAGGAACCGUGGCCUUGAGGCGCUGCAAUAUUACAGAUUCUAUAUCCAUGUGUUGCUUUAAUAAAGAGCUUUAUCUUCUGUCACAACA